Molecule: messenger RNA, 1082 nt
Organism: Amaranthus tricolor (Joseph's coat)
Lineage: Eukaryota; Viridiplantae; Streptophyta; Magnoliopsida; Caryophyllales; Amaranthaceae
Product: protein OPI10 homolog
Exons: 3
Coding region: 357-926 (189 amino acids)
Biological process (GO): protein import into nucleus
Cellular component (GO): cytosol; nucleus
Molecular function (GO): nuclear import signal receptor activity
Source: RefSeq, a predicted model, not a curated record
AAUAAAAUUGUUAAAUAAUUUUAUUUUUUUCAAUUUUCUGAAAAAUAAAGCUACAGGCCCAAUCCAACCAACGGGGCAAAGGCCCAAGAGAUUAACGAAUAUUCACUUUCAGAAUUCAGACCUAGUUCCAUCUGGAACUAUCAUUUCCAAUUUCCAGAAACUUGGCAAAAAAUCAUCCAGAAGAAUCUAGAACCUACUCUCUCUUUAUCCCUCUUCACUUAUGUUCAUUGUUCACCACGCCCUUUCGAGUAUCCACAGUCAAGCUCAGCGUUUUUUCUCUCCCCUCUUGAAAUCAGAAGAAACCCUAGAUUACUCACUGCAUGACAGGUUGAAGGUUGAAACGGAGCAGACUAAACAUGUUCGGAGUGGUAUUUCCCAACCGAAGUUUCCCAAUUGACAUUUCUACCUUUUCCCAAAUUGAUACAUUCCAUUGGGUUCUUGAUAUGAACCAUUUUGUGGGAGAAGCAUAUGAUCAAAUCAAAGAAAUGUGUAUUUUCUUGCUCAACAGCUUCACCCUUCCUGCAGACAAAGCUUUAGCAGUUUAUGUUCAAUCCCCUGGUUCAGCCUUUGUGUAUUGCGGGGCUGUCACUAUAGCCCGUCCAUCUGCUGUUCUUUCUCUACUUUGGCCUGAGCCUGGAAGCCAAGGCCAGUUCCAGCUUACAGCUAAUGCUGUACCACUUUCUGCAAAGAUUGGGGUUUCUGUCCAAGAUUUGUCGUCCCUUCCAUCUCUUGACUUUGCUGCUGACAAGAAGAUUGAGCACACAGCACUUAAGGUUGGGGAGAAUCUCUUUAAUUUUAUGCAGUCAUUUUGUGGUGUGGAUGGUAGCAAAUUGAUUGUGCCCAUGGAUAUCUUGGAUCGAUGGUUCAAAAAGUUCCAAGAGCGUGCUAAGCGUGAUCCUGAUUAUUUGAAGGGUUUUACCUUGUAGUCCACUGAGAUAUUGAGGUAUUUCCGUAGAUUUGAAGCGAGUUACAUAGUUUUAUGGCUUUUGAUAUGGUGUUGUUUGUUUUGAAGUUAUAAUUCGAUUGUAGAAACUUUUUUUAAUUAUUAUUUAUAUGAAAUUUAAUUUUAUAUUUUGGGAUGA